Zymoseptoria tritici IPO323 is the source of this 775-nucleotide messenger RNA. RefSeq lists its product as uncharacterized. Lineage: Eukaryota; Fungi; Ascomycota; Dothideomycetes; Mycosphaerellales; Mycosphaerellaceae. Gene Ontology annotation, biological process: rRNA catabolic process; nuclear mRNA surveillance; U4 snRNA 3'-end processing. Gene Ontology annotation, cellular component: cytoplasmic exosome (RNase complex); nuclear exosome (RNase complex); nucleolus. The coding region runs from base 23 to 775 and encodes 250 amino acids. The transcript has 2 exons. The record is from RefSeq and is a predicted model, not a curated record.
CUCACCGCCAAUCGCCUCUGCCAUGCCUCUCGAUAGUUCCACCUACGCGCUCGCGCACCUGCGGAUCGAUGGUCGACGCUGGAACGAACUCCGUCGGAUUCAAGGCCAAAUGUCGACCCAAGCCGCCGCGGAUGGAAGUAGCUACUUCGAGAUGGGCAACACAAAGGUCAUGUGCACGGUGCAUGGACCGCGACAGUCGGCGAGAUCAGGAGGCGGAACACGUGAGGCGACGAUUGAGGUGGAGAUUGGUGUUGCGGGGUUUAGUGGCACGGAGAGGAAGAAGAGGGCAAGGGCGGACAAGAGAACACAAGAAAUGCAACACAGCAUCUCCUCCGCCUUUUCCGACACUGUCUUCACAGCCUUCUACCCGUCCUCAACAAUCACUAUCGUCCUACACGUCCUAUCGCAAGACGGCGCUCUCCUAGCUGCCUGCCUCAAUGCCGCGACACUUGCUCUGGUCGACGCAGGUGUUCCCAUGACCGACUAUAUCGCAGCCUGCACAACGGGCUCAACAGCGAGCUACGCAUCGAACGAUGAGGAUGCCGAUCCACUGCUGGAUCUCAAUGGCGCGGAAGAGUUGGAAUUGCCGUUCUUGACGAUGGGCACGAGUGGUGGGGAGGACAAGGUCAAUGUCCUGAUUAUGGAAACGAGAGUGCAAGCGACGAGGUUGGAGUCAAUGGUCAGUGUGGGUUUGGACGGCUGCAAGCAGGUGAGGAGCAUACUGGAUGGGAUCGUGAGGGAGCAUGGGAGGAGACUUUUGAAGACGAAGGGAUGA